AUGGAAGAGGAUUCUGAAGAUCAGAGAUUCUGUUUUAACAAUCUUCGGAUCUGUUUGGAUAAUUGGCAUCCAAAAGGCCCUUUCGUGGAGAGUUACAGGGCUAAUAUUACAAGGGAUUUCUCUCUUCCUCUAAAUGCAAAGGUUUCUGCCAUAAUAAAAGAUCCAAGCUGGUCCUGGUCCAGAAGAUCUUCUGCAGUUGUAAAUGAUAUCAAACACAUAAUCAAUUUCAUCCCAAUUCCAGUUAAGGAAGAUAGAAGGAUAUGGACUCACUAUUCAUCAGGUGAUUUUACCUUUUAUUCUGCUUGGGAGGCUAUAAGAACUAAACAAGGUAUUGUUCCUUGGCAUAAAGCAACCUGGUUUAAGGAGUGCAUUCCGUUACAGGCUUUUGUUCCUUGGUUUGAAUCCUGGAACAGGCUAAAUACAAUGGAAAGAGUUUCAAGAUGGUGGGGAUCUCAAUCUACUCUCUGCUGUUACUGUAACCAAAGCAUAGAGAAAAGGAUCAUUUAUUCCUUGCCUGCUGCAUUAUAA
Malania oleifera is the source of this 528-nucleotide messenger RNA. RefSeq lists its product as uncharacterized. The transcript has a single exon. NCBI's taxonomy places the organism in Eukaryota, Viridiplantae, Streptophyta, Magnoliopsida, Santalales, Ximeniaceae. The record is from RefSeq and is a predicted model, not a curated record. Bases 1 to 528 code for a protein of 175 amino acids.